Triticum aestivum (bread wheat) is the source of this 3480-nucleotide messenger RNA. RefSeq lists its product as uncharacterized. Gene Ontology annotation, molecular function: nucleic acid binding; zinc ion binding. The transcript has 2 exons. The record is from RefSeq and is a predicted model, not a curated record. Bases 1412 to 2653 code for a protein of 413 amino acids. NCBI's taxonomy places the organism in Eukaryota, Viridiplantae, Streptophyta, Magnoliopsida, Poales, Poaceae.
ACAACAGCUUGACACAUCACACACCCUAGAAUGUAGAGCGCAAAUAUGUAAAACAAGCCGCACACGCAACAAAAUACUUGUAGAUCUGGUAAAAGGCAAGCUCAUGCGUCAAUCGAUUCGAUUCAAAGAAAAUGUCUAGACUUUCCCAUCGCCCUCCCCAUCGCCCUUCCCAUCGCCCUCCCCAUCCACGCCGACGACCGCCACCAACCACCACUAUUCCCCGAUUCCGGCCGGCAGCGCGCUCUCCGGCGCGACAAGGGACGCGAGGAUCCGCUCGCUCGGUCGCUCUGGUCUCGGAGUUGGUCUGGGGGUCGUCUUGAAUCCAGAUCCAGCUCAAGAUGAGAGGAGCCUCGAGCGAGAGGAGCUCGUCGGUCGAAGACCUGGAGGCGCUACUACGGGCGGCGAACAAGGCGGAGAAGGCGGCGGUGCGCGCGACGGAGAAGGCGAAGGAAACCAAGCUGGCCCUCGUCGAGCGUAUCAUGGCGAGAGUGACGGAAGAGGAAGCGGAUCGUCUGUUCCAAUUAGGGGAGCACCUCGAGCCGGAUCAAGUGCUGGAUUGAGCGGUUGCAGAGGCGUCGUCCACAUCGCGUGUUCAAUGGGCGAGAUGGCGGCUGUUCUGCCGGGAGCCGUGGUGAAGCAGGGAAGGGAGGCAGGGGAUCGAAGAAGGUUGCAAUUGGGAAUGUAUACAUUCCUUUGGAAGCCAGGUACGGGUCUCCAUCCCGCCUUUCUCCGUUCAGAGCAGCUCCGGCGAAGAAUCAACUGCGCCGGCGAGCUGCAUCCAUGGAUUCAAGGACUGUUGGGGAUCCGGGGGGAAGGGCCCCGCGGGUCAGCCUGCAGGCCUCGGAUAAAGUUGGAUUGGGCCAGGAAGUACGCUAUCAGGCAGGGAAAGCGUAUUCACAGAAGACGCGUCCGCAGAGUGAUGAUGAGGAGUUGGUGGAUAUAUACGGGCAGCUCUGGUCCGUUCCCUCACCAAGGAGAGCUAGGGUUUCUGCCACCGGCGGCAGGCUAGUUUGGAUCCGCAAGGAUCUGUUCCUAGCCAAAAAUUUCGCCGCUAGCGAUUGCCACCCAGCCAAAGAAGCAGAUAAGCGUCAGCAAGUGCCGAAGAAAUUUAGUUUCUCCAAAGAUCCGUGGAAAAAGGAAUCGGGCAGAGCGACCUACGCAGAGGUAGUGAUGGGUGUGAUGGGGAACAGAGGAGGCCGCCGCCAUGGUGGUGGUGGAGGGGCUGGUCGGGGCAAUACUUCUCACGCGACCAGUGAUCAGAGUCGAUCUUCAAUGCAGGGGCAGAUGCAGCAGAUGCCGCAGCAGUUGAGCGGCUUCCACCACCAAGCCCCCCUGGCAUACAAGCACAUCAAGGUAACUUUGUCCCUAUUCAGCAAUUUCAUGGGCAGGGAGGAAUGCAAGGGAUGCAGCCAUGGCAGGGUGUACAAUUCCCCCAUUUCAACCAGUGGCCGCAACAAUUCCUUCCUGCAGUGCCAGUUAUGCAGCAACAGCAGCAAUAGUAUGGUCCUCCACCUACUCAGUUCCAGUCUGGGCCACAAUUCCAGGGUUUUGGGGAAAGGCAGUCAAGCACCUUUCAACAGAAUCAGCAAAACUUGCAGCAGAAGAAGAAGACCAAGAGCUUCAAUUCCCAGAAGGAACAGCAGGGGAAAUCAAGCAGUGUAGUCAAAACAGAAAGGAAGAGGUUGUUAUCAACUAUGAUCCAAAACUGAAAGAUGUGAUAUGCUACAAUUGUGGAGAACCAGCUCAUUUUGUUGGGACAUGCCCCAUUCCAAAAAAUUGUUUCAUAUGUCACAAGGCAGGACACCAUAUGGAUAAUUGCCUGGAAUGGUAUAAGCCUCAAGCCACAGCUCAGUAUUUUGGAAGUGGCAAUGCUGGGUUAGGUUUCUUCCAUAUUGAGUCUGAGGGAAAGGAUGCUAUCAAAUGGUUAAACUUGACCAAUGUCUGUGUGACUGUGAUUGAGGAAGGAUCUAUCACCACUCAAGAACUGAAACAUAACUUCUCUGAGAUUUGGAAAACCAACUGGCCUUGGCAAGUGAGACAACUAACAGAAAAAAGGUUCCUGGUCAGAUUUCCUCCUCACAAGAAGGUUAAGGACUUGGUGGAGCUCCCAUCUAUCAACCUCAAAAAGAAAGGAGUGGUUGUCUCCUUUGAUAGGUGGGAUGGUGAGAAAGUGGCAUAUGCUGAGCUACAGGAGGUGUGGGUCACUAUGAUAGGAAUCCCAGUCAACAAGCUUUCAUGGAAAGUAAUCUCUCAGAUUGCCUACAUCUUGGGGAUACUUGUUAAUGUGGACUGGCAUGAGAUCUUUAGAAGUUUUUAUGAGAAGGUUAAAGUGCAAAUUGCUGUAAGAGAUGUCUCCAAGAUUCCAACUGAAAGGCUGAUAGAGAUUGACAAGGAACUCUUCCUCAUUUCUUUCAUGGUUGACACAGCACCACAUUUGGAAGCUGCUGCCCACAAUGAUGGUGGGUCAGACAAGACAGAUGAAGACUUGCUGGAAGGAGAUCCUGAAAAAGUUUUACAAAUGCAAGGGCCUAAGGAAAUGGAAACUGAUAUAGAGACAAGGAUAAGAACAAAAGAGGGUCUGCUAAGGGCCCUUCUCAAAACCAUCAGACCUCUCAAAGAGCCCCAUCACAGUCAAAAACCCCUAUGGAGAUGAUGAAUUCAUUGAAAAAAGGGUGCAAAGUGUGAUUCAGGGUAUGAAGAGUGAUAUGUCAAAAAAAGCAUCCAGAAGAAUCUGCCUGGAGAAAACAUUGGUGUCCAGCUGCUUGAACAAUUCAAUGAAGAAUCUGAGGAUGAAGGUUCAGCAGAGAGACCAACCCAGAAAAAUACUCAAGGUGGACAAGGAAAAAAUUGGGGCCCGGUUGUGGCGCCCAGGAUGAGUACUAGGAUCAGAAGAGAUGGAAGGACAGCAAUCCAGAAGGUUGAAGACCUCAAGAAGAGAAAGGAUCUCGAAAUGCCUAAAGGUGAUCCUGAGGAGAAUUGCAGGUUUCUGCAACCAAUGGAAGAUCCUAUGCAAAGAGGCUGCAAGAGAACGCGUGGAGAGUCUGAUAUCAUCUCUGUGGGAGCUGUCCAGGUAGCCGCCUCUGCUGCUUUGGCCAGAGCCAGGGUGAGGAAGAAGAAACUGUGGAUGGAAUACUAUCUGAAGAAGAAGGCAGAAGGCUGGUAUGGAAUCGAGAUCGGACUGCUCGUUGAAGGUUGAGAAGAGAUAGAUAUCGGGUACCAGGCCUUCCUGCUGGUGGCAUUAGCCUUUUAUGUUCUGUCAGUAGACAUUCGUUAGAUGAUGCAUGUAAGAGGUUUUAAAGUCGUGUGUUUAGGUGGAUUUAUGCCGGAGGGAGCGCUCGCUCCCGCGGGCUGUAAUGAGACUGGAUUCUGUGGUUUCAUUUUAAGUAAUGGAACCGGGGCAGGAGCCCUUUUCCUCUAAAAAAAUGUCUAGACUUUCUUAACCCCAACCCACAGGAGGCUAUAAUUACCAGCGCCGCAUGG